UUGAACAUUUUUGGAACAUUUUAAAAUAUUUUGGAAUAUGUUGGAAUUUCUUGCAGAGCUUUGGAACAUUUAGAGCUAGUUUGAAACUUUUUGAAAAAGUUUGGAACAUUUUGAAAAGUUGUUGGAUUUUUAAAACAAUUUAAAACAAGUCUAGAACAUGUAUAUACAACAUAUUAAAAAGUUUUUAAACUUUUGGAAAAUUUUUGAAUAUUUUUGAAACAUUUAAAAAUAUUUUGGAACUUUUUUUGAAAACAGUUAGUAUUCAUCGCGGUUAAAAAAUGUUUCCGAUAUAACUCAAAUAAUGGUUUCUUCUUUUUUCUAUUUAGUUUAUUGUAAGAAUGUUCCAUUAUUUUCCAUAUCCUCCAUACAACAAUCUAUUAUAUAAUUUUCCCAUAAUCGUGCAACAGUCUCCUUGUCAAUUGUGGAGGUGCAUCCAAUCGAUAUCUGCAAUGAGAAGAUUCCCAUGACAACAGAGACACACUCUGGAAAACGGAGCAUGGGAACCUUGUUAGGGUGUGGCUGAAAAUUGGGCGGAGAACGCUGGAAAUGUCCCGACUGAAAAAAAGGAAAAACGUACAGCCGGAACCUGUAUAUUUCAUUCAUAACAAAGCUCUCACACCUCCUACAAGCAUGUUCCGAUUCUCUCAUCUUCUUAUUCUUACUGUCCUCUUCAAUUUUGGAUCUGCCCAAAGUCUUGAAUAUUCCAUUCAAGAAUAUGCUCCACUCACAUUCCGUGAUCCAACCACGGUUUUUGACUCAAUUUCCAAUUAUGCAAGCGAAAUCUCUGUGGCUGUUUCGAAUGGAUGGAAUUUUGUUGUUGAAAAGAUUUCAUCGUUUGCAUUUGCCUGCACAGACGCAUUCAACUCCUACAAUCGCUAUUUUGGAAUCGGAUUGAUCGUUUUGUGUAUUACAUCAAUCUUGCUUCUCCUUGCCUAUUUAGAAAUUCGCCAUUAUUUUCGAUCCAGAACUGUGAGAACACCUACACUUACCAAAUUCACCACCCUAACCUCCCUUCACUCGGACCUCCAAGGAAAAUCAGUAUUUGCCUCCCCACCGUCAUCAAUUCUCAUCGGAUGCUCUUCCAUUAAUGAAACCCAGGUACUUCGUGACAUCAUCGACUGUAGAACUCCAUCUCCAAUCCCAGACAUGCUACUCCCAACUAGAUCUCUUCAUUCAUCCCAACCUCACUUCUUCACUAACUUUGAGUUCACCGCAGAAUCCCUGAUGAAAUGCUCAACCUUUGUUGGAAAAAUCAAUUAUGGAUUCAAUGGCUCCAAAGAUUCCCUGCUCCCACAAAAUGAGGAGAUUCUUCAGGACCGGGAGCCAAAAGUAAAAAGCUAUAAGAAUCUUUUCGUCUCUUAUCGUGACAUGGUUUAGGUUCUCUAUUAGUUUUUUUCCCACUUAUUUUCUAAAUAUUUUUUGUGUUACCUGUAUUUCCAUUGUCCCUGUCAGCCUCUUAAAAUCCCAGUAUCUUUCCUAUUGUCCCCUGUAAUUCCCAUUUUUAAGUUGAUUAUUUACAUCUUGUUUUGUCGUCAAAUAACUUUACUAUAAAAUUGAACAUUGCCCCUUUCUUAUAAAAAAA
Caenorhabditis elegans is the source of this 1582-nucleotide messenger RNA. RefSeq names its product SKN-1 Dependent Zygotic transcript (gene sdz-20). The coding region runs from base 631 to 1377 and encodes 248 amino acids. The transcript has 3 exons. NCBI's taxonomy places the organism in Eukaryota, Metazoa, Nematoda, Chromadorea, Rhabditida, Rhabditidae. The record is from RefSeq and is marked reviewed.